GCGGAAGCCGAGGCGGCUCGCGGGCCCCGCCCCCUGCUCCAUUGGGACUCGCGCGCGAAGGAGGGGCGGAGCUUCCUGUGACCUUUCACCCCAGCAUGGCUGCGCCCGUGGGACCGGUGAGGUUCUGGCGACCCGGGACCGAGGGGCCAGGUGUCAGCAUCUCUGAAGAGAGGCAGAGUCUUGCCGAAAACUCAGCGACAACCAUCGUUUACAACCCACACGCCACCCUUUCCAUUGAACAGCAGAGGCAGAAGCUACCAGUGUUCAGGCUUAGGAAUCACAUAUUGUACUUGAUAGAAAACUACCAGACGGUGGUGAUUGUUGGAGAAACAGGAUGCGGGAAGAGCACGCAGAUUCCACAGUACCUGGCAGAAGCUGGCUGGACGGCUGAAGGAAGGGUCGUGGGCAUCACCCAGCCUCGUAGAGUGGCCACCGUCACAGUUGCAGGGAGAGUGGCUGAGGAAAGGGGUGCAGUGCUGGGCCACGAGGUGGGCUACUGCAUCCGCUUCGAUGACUGCACGGACGCGCUGGCGACAAGAAUUAAGUUUCUGACUGACGGAAUGUUGGUCAGGGAAAUGAUGGUUGAUCCACUGUUAACAAAGUACAGUGUCAUUAUGCUGGAUGAAGCCCAUGAGAGAACCUUGUACACUGACAUUGCCAUUGGCUUGCUGAAAAAGAUUCAGAAAAAACGAGGGGACCUGCGCUUGAUUGUGGCCUCAGCCACUCUGGAUGCGGAGAAAUUUCGAGAUUUCUUUAAUCAGAAUGAGACCAGUGACUCCACUCGGGACACGUGUGUGAUCCUUACUGUGGAAGGGCGGACGUUUCCAGUGGAUAUCUUCUACCUGCAGAGUCCUGUUCCAGAUUAUAUCAAAUCAACGGUAGACACUGUGAUGAAAAUUCACCAGACAGAGGGAGAUGGAGACAUAUUAGCAUUUCUUACCGGCCAGGAAGAGGUGGAAACCGUCGUGUCUCUGCUGAUCGAGCAGGCUCGCGCCCUCGGCCGGACGGGGAUGAAGAGGCACCUCCGGGUGCUCCCCAUGUACGCGGGGCUGCCUUCCUUCGAGCAGAUGAAAGUGUUCGAGAGGGUGUCACGCAGUGUCAGAAAGGUGGUCGUGGCCACCAACGUGGCAGAAACCUCCAUCACCAUCAGUGGGAUUGUGUAUGUGAUUGACUGCGGCUUCAUGAAACUCCGCGCCUAUAACCCCCGGACAGCUAUUGAGUGCCUGGUGGUCGUGCCCGUGUCCCAGGCGUCAGCCAACCAGCGCGCGGGCCGCGGGGGCCGCAACCGCUCAGGGAAGUGUUAUCGUCUUUAUACAGAGGAAGCCUUUGAGCAGCUGCCCCAGUGCACGGUUCCGGAGAUGCAGCGGAGCAACUUGGCCCCUGUCAUCCUGCAGCUGAAGGCGCUGGGCAUCGACAACGUCCUCAGGUUCCACUUCAUGUCACCCCCUCCAGCACAGUCGAUGGUUCAAGCAUUGGAGUUACUCUACGCUCUAGGAGGUUUGGACAAAGACUGCCGUCUAACCGAACCACUCGGCAUGCGAAUCGCAGAGUUUCCUCUGAAUCCCAUGUUUGCAAAGAUGCUGCUUGAAUCAGGAACUUUCGGCUGCUCACAGGAAAUCUUGAGCAUCGCUGCCAUGAUGCAGAUCCAGAAUGUCUUUGUGAUCCCCUCCAACCAGAAGACUCAGGCAAUGCGCGUGCACCGACGGUUCGCGGUGGAGGAGGGGGAUCAUCUCACCAUGCUCAACGUGUACGAAGCCUUCAUCAAACACAACAAGAGCUCGCAGUGGUGCCAGGAGCAUUUCUUGAAUUACAAGGGUCUUGUGAGAGCUGCAACCGUGCGGGAACAACUGAAGAAGCUUCUCAUCAAGUUCCAAGUGCCCAGGAACUCCAGCGAAGGUGACCCGGAUCCUGUCCUGAGGUGCAUCGUGGCGGGAUUCUUUGCCAACGCGGCGAGGUUUCAUUCUACAGGAGCUUACAGGACCAUCCGUGACGACCACGAGCUCCACAUCCACCCGGCCUCCGUCCUCUACGCCGAGAAGCCCCCUCGCUGGGUCAUCUACAACGAAGUCAUACAGACCUCCAAGUACUACAUGAGGGACGUGACCGCCAUCGAGUCGGCGUGGCUGUUGGAGCUGGCGCCACACUUCUACCAGCAGGGAACGCACCUGUCCCUGAAAGCGAAAAGGGCCAAACUCCAGGACCAGUGAGCAAAGCCUGACCAACGGCUGUGGGGGCCACCCGACCACCCAUCUGCUUCCCAGGACUCCUUCCCACCCUUCGCUCCCGCCCACCGCGCUGGGGUCCUGGAAGGCGCGUGCAUGUCCGGCCAGGCGGGGCGGGGGCCGUCCGCUGCUCAGCCGCUCGCCCAUCCCCCCAUGCCUCUCUGCGGCCCGGCUCUGUGGGCAGCGACGAGAGACCCAUCGCGGACACUGUGCCAGGCUGGGGGCAGGGCUGGCCCAACUGGCGGGGCUGGCCGAGUGACCCCAAGGGUCGGUGGCAGGUGGGAACACGCAUGUGCCCACCGCGACCCAGACCCCGGAACCCCCCAGCCUUUCCCCGCUGCCCACAUCACUGUUUCGUGGGCCUUGGUGACCCCCGCCGGGGCCCUGUUCUUCAUUAGCAAUAAGGAGUUUUCUAUCCCACAAGUGGCUUCCUCUCCACAGCGGGACCAAGCUCCGACGCUACCAGCUGAGCGCCGGGGUGGCCCCCAGCUCCUACCGCAGCCCCCCCUGGGGGGGUGGCCCGCGCAGCGCAGAGGCCCAGCGCUUC
Sorex fumeus (smoky shrew) is the source of this 2769-nucleotide messenger RNA. RefSeq names its product DEAH-box helicase 35 (gene DHX35). Bases 96 to 2207 code for a protein of 703 amino acids. Gene Ontology annotation, cellular component: intracellular anatomical structure; catalytic step 2 spliceosome. The record is from RefSeq and is a predicted model, not a curated record. Gene Ontology annotation, molecular function: RNA binding. Lineage: Eukaryota; Metazoa; Chordata; Mammalia; Eulipotyphla; Soricidae. The transcript has 22 exons.